AUGGCGUCCUGGUACUCCAACAUCCUCACAAACACCACCUCCCGCAUCACAAACCUCCAGCGCCAGGUCUUCGCCUCCGAGGCCGACGGCGACACAGAGGACGACACACACGUCUGCCGUGUCCUGCGGCAAUACUACACCGAGAACGGCCGCCCGUUACCCAACUGGCUCCCACCCGACCCAAAGGCGCCCCCUCCGCCAGCCCCUAUCGUCCAGCAGAACACUGGCCCGUCCAGGUAUGGUGCACCACAGCAGGGAGCUCAGGGCGGGUUGAGCAGUCUGUGGGACAACAACCGCGGGGCGGGAAGGGGCUCUCCAGCGGCGAACAGCCGGAACCCCUUCGCGCGAAACGCCGCGACGCCGGAUCCGGGGCGUGAGGCGGUCCAGGCGCGGCCACUGCCUAGCCAGCGGGCGGGCAGCGUGCAGAGCAACAGUAUGGACAUGGGAUCUCCAGCAGCAGGAGGAGGAGGAGGAGCGUCGAGUGCGCAGGACAGGCUGCGGCAGCGGCUCUACGGGGGUGGUGCUAGGACCACAUCGCCUUCCAGCUCCACGGGGCCGUUCGCGCCGCCUCCUGCGCAGCAAGGGGGCGGUGGCAUGUCGUCGCGGAACCGUGGAGGCUCUGCAGCAACCGCGGGCAGUGGUGAUUACGAUCCUUAUGGUCCAGGAGGCCAGUUCGACUCCAAUAGCGGUGGGGGAGGAGGAGGAGGUGGUGGUGCUGGCAGUCGGUACGGUGGUCUGCCGUCUGGACCAAGGAGGAUGGGCGGGUUACCAAGUGGCCCGAGGAUGAGAUAG
This is a messenger RNA of Diaporthe amygdali, 792 nucleotides long. RefSeq lists its product as uncharacterized. Lineage: Eukaryota; Fungi; Ascomycota; Sordariomycetes; Diaporthales; Diaporthaceae. The transcript has a single exon. The record is from RefSeq and is a predicted model, not a curated record. Bases 1 to 792 code for a protein of 263 amino acids.